Molecule: messenger RNA, 903 nt
Organism: Apiotrichum porosum
Lineage: Eukaryota; Fungi; Basidiomycota; Tremellomycetes; Trichosporonales; Trichosporonaceae
Exons: 3
Coding region: 1-903 (300 amino acids)
Source: RefSeq, a predicted model, not a curated record
AUGCUCGCUCUCGCUCUCCUUACCCCCUUCCUCGCCGUCGCUAGGGCCACGCUCUCGGCCUCGGACGUCGCGACCAUUCAGCAGAACCUUGCCAACGCCGAUCUUGGUGGUCUCGUCGGCAACUUUACCCCUGCGGGUCUCAUUGACGCUACCUUCAACGGUACUGCCAUCACCAUCGGCCAGAACCUCACCCAGGCCCAGGCUGGCAACUUCCCCACUCUCACCGUUAACCCCGUUGAGAACCAGACCGUCCUCAGCGACAAUGACACCUACACUGCCCUGAUGGUCGACGCUGGUAUUGUCGGCACCGACCUCUCGGGUUCCACCGAGACCCUCCACUGGCUCAUCAACGGCAUCCACCUCAACGGCACCUCGAACGCCGCUGGCCCCUUCCCCCUCAACUACUCGGACGGUAGCACCAUUGUCGAGUACGCCGGCCCCGCUCCCGCCGAGGGCUCGGGUGCCCACAGGUACGCGAUCAUCCUGUUCGCCCAGCCCGCCGACUUUGCCGCUCCCGCUGGCUUCAACGCUGGCAACACCUCCGUUGCCAACAACUUCUCGCUCACUUCGUACAUCUCGGACUCGAAGCUCGGCAACGCCGUCGCUGCCAACUACUUCACUGUCGAGAACGGCGUUGCUACCGUCACCGUCUCGACCACCCAGGCCGCCAACGCUACCAUCGCACCCGGUGCUGGCACCAACGCCACCGCCACCACCACCGGUGAGGGUGGCGCGGCCACCUCGGACGUCUCGGGUGGUGCCGGCAACGGCACGGGUGCCGGCAACGGCACGGGUGCCGGCGGUGCCGAAGCUAGCUCGACUGGCAAGUCGGGUGCUUCCACUCUCCUUCCCGGCACUGCCAUCGCCGCCCUCGUUGCCGGUGCCGUCGCCGCUCUUCUCUAA